CUAAAAAUGCGACUUCCUAACGGGCGUUCGGCGAAAGAUGAGGUGGUCGGUAAAGCAUCUCGCCUUGGUGUUGUACUCUUUGAUUGAUGUGUGCUGUGGAUUACAACCAUCCAGUUCGUCGCAACAGCAGCGGCAGCUGUAGUAGUGUAUUUAUCAUCGCCGCGGCCGAGGGGAGUGAAGUGAACCGGAGGAAGGAGAGAGAAAGGAUAUAGGGAUCCCGACCAAGCAUGGCUACCCAAACGACAGCAUCAUGUACUGGAUCCACUCUGUUGCAGCCAAUCAGCGAAAUUAUCAAUCUCCCUCUCGACCAGGUUAACUUUGUGGCAUGUCAGCUGUUUGCCCUGCUGAUGGCUGUGUGGUUUCGUCUCUACCUCCACCCCAGUAAGACCAGUCCCUUCAUCAGACAUGUGGUGGCCACUCUGCUGGGCUUCUACUUGGCUCUCUUCUGCUUUGGCUGGUAUUCCCUCCAUUUCCUGGUGCAGAGCGGUCUGUCCUACAGUGUGAUGGUCUUCGCUGGCCUCGAGCACAUGCACAAGUACUGCUUCAUCGUGACGCUUGGCUAUCUGAUCUUGUGUCAGAUCACACGAGUCUACGUGUUUGACUAUGGCAUGUACUCUGCAGACUUUACAGGGCCAAUGAUGGUUAUAACACAGAAGAUUACCAGUUUGGCAUUUGAAAUACAUGAUGGUUUGACAAAGCGGGAGGGGCAGCUGACUCCCGGUCAGAAAUACCUAGCUAUCAGUCGGAUGCCCAGCUUGCUGGAGUACCUGAGCUACAACUGUAACUUCAUGGGCAUCCUGGCAGGGCCCACCUGCUCCUACAACGACUACAUGGCCUUCAUUGAAGGCACGUGCUACCAGCCACGCCACCAAGAGAAUGCCAACGGCAAGGAGAAUGGGAAAUACAAGCAAAGUGAACCCUCACCCAAGAAUGACGUCAUCUCUAAGCUGUGCACCUGUGCCAUCUCGCUGGCCAUCUAUCUGUCUCUGUGCAAGCUGCUCCCGGUGGAGCACUCCAUAGACGACGACUUCGUCAGCUCCACACCGUUCCAUCUUCAGAUUAUCUACCUGUACCUGGCCAUGCUGGCGCUGAGGCCAAAGUACUACUUUGUUUGGACACUUGCUGAUGCUAUCAACAAUGCCGCCGGAUUUGGCUUCAAUGGAUAUAACAAAGAUGGCUCCCCACGGUGGGACCUGAUAUCAAAUCUCAGAAUUCUGGACAUUGAGUUUGCCACCAGUUUCAAGAUGUUCCUAGACAACUGGAAUAUCCAGACAGCUCUUUGGCUUAAAAGGGUGUGCUAUGAGCGCUGUCACAUCAACCCCACUGCUGCCACAUUCCUGCUGUCAGCCAUGUGGCAUGGGGUGUACCCCGGCUACUACCUGACCUUCCUCACUGGCAUUGUCAUGACCAUGGCUGCACGUGCAGUAAGGCACAACAUCAGACCGUACUUCCUGGUCUCUGACUCGUACAAGUGCAUCUAUGAUGUCAUCACGUGGGCGUGUACUCAGGUUGCCAUUAGCUACACAGUGGUGCCAUUUGUCCUACUUGCUGUGGGACCCUCGCUCAAAUUCUACAGGUCUUGGUGCUUCUGCUUACACCUACUGUGUCUGCUGGUGGUAGUGGCCCUCCCUGUCAAAUCGAGACGCGGGCAGGUUAAAGAGCAGCAGGACGGCCUACAGAAGGACAGCCUACAGGACAACCAGACAGAGCACAACAGCACAGACAACAACUGCAACCAGAAAGAUAAAGCCACAUGAGGCUCGGGGCGGUGACGCGCAGUCCCUUCAGCAGCAGAAACACUGAGACGAACUACAAAACCACUGAGAGCUAGAGUGUGGCGAGUCUGUUUACUUGACAAAAGAACCAAAUAUCGGACGCUCUGAGAAUCCUAACAGACAGAAAACACAACGUCAAUGUCCUGUCAAAACUUCCAGUAGCAAGGAUGACAGCAAUCACACUUCUGACAUGGAAAAGAGACCAGGAUGUAACAAUGGCCACGGUGUAAACUAAUGAGUGAUAGUGGUUACUUUACAUUACAUGAGUGGAAAUGAAGACUUCCAAGCUGCCUUAAACCCUCUAUGUACUCAGAUAUGAUGGCACGCUACAAGAACCUAAAUGCAGUUACACCAUUGUGGUGUCGGGUUGUACAAAGAGAAUAGAAGUGCAGUAUGUGGAGGGUUUUUGUCAUUGUCUGGAUACAAGCCUCUGUUAGGUGGAAACGAAAAAUGUGUUCAUGUAAAAGAAACAUAACCUUUAUCAUCAGCUGCCAAUUUCAAACAGGCCUUAGGAUCCUCAAAACAUUGUUUGAUUUCUAUGUCUUUUUUAAAAUCUUUAUUCUAAGAAUUCUCAUUGUACGCGUUUUGUAUUUAGAUGUUUGUGACAACACUAUUUGAAAGUCAUUCUUAAUGAUUUUUUUUUUUUUCUUUUGGAAUGAAUUGAGUGAAGAAUUCAGAUUUCGUCCAUCUCCAGCAGUGGACGAAAAAAAGGCACUCCAGUCGCUAAAUGGAUUUCUAUUUCUUUUUAUAUUUUUCAUAUCUGCUGCUCUUUUGACAAACAUGACUCAUCAGAUAAAUGUGCGUUUCAAAGGGAGUUUAUUUACCCUGUCAUGGUUUCGAAUUUUUUUUGGUUUGUUUUUAAGGAUUUCGGACUUGGGGUUCAGUGGUGUGAUCUUUUUUUUUUUUUUUUAAAUGUGUUCAUAUGUUUCACACAACAGGUUUCCUCUGGGUUCAAAUGUCUUGCCUCUGUAAUACUGUAAGUCUCCAAAUCUAUUUCAUCAAUGCAAGUCCUAAAGAAUUACACUGUAUGAUUGGUGAAACACAGUGGGUUAACAUCACUGCUGAACACUUGUACAGUUUAAUUAAUUGUCUGAGGAGGCAACAGAAAUCUAAUCAGAUCACCACAUUCACUGGGGACUUAUUUAAUUGUCAUAAGGUUUUGUAGCCAUAAUUAUCACAAACCAAGUGAAUGUAAAAGAAAAGUUUCCAAAUUCAUGCACAGUUCAUGAUAGCACAUAUUGUAUUCAGGCUAUAAAUCUUGUGCAAUUUGCAUUUGUCUGUGAGGAAAUCUGAUAGGGUUAUUUAUGUAUGUGACAUAAUAAUAUUGUACAAAAUUCAAAGACAUAGACCAGCUGUUGUGGUAAAUUGUCUUAUUUCAUAUUGUGUGCUCUUAUGUUAGUUUAGGGGAUGUUUCAGGGUGCAUUUACUGUAUGGUUUAGAGACACUGGUUCCUCAUGUUCUUUCGGUCCAUGGCUCACCUUAAGCCUUUCAAAUCAUCCAGGUUACUCUUUCCAACAUGCAGCAGUUCAAACGGCCGCUCCUGUGAUACUUUACUGUAUCAUAAGACACCUUUAGGGGUUUAGUGAAGAAAGUGUGGUGCAGCGAAGGCAACCUAAAAAGCACCUAACUGUUGUUUAAACAGUCAAAUGACACAUUUUUAUGUAUCUGUUAGAGCAGGAAAUAGUCUGGGAAUUUCAAGCCCACAAUAUCAUAAACACUUUGAAGUUGUGCUUAUUAUUGUUUUCUAAAAAAAAAAAAGUCAAUAAAUUAAGUUGGUUUGGUGCAUUUGUGUUAUAUAAAAUAAUAACAAAGCAGCAGAGGUGAGCUUUGAAGUAUGGACCUCUUUCAUUUCUUUUUAAGACUUUCUAACAUUGCAUAUUCCUGCCAUAACUGUGUGUGUGUGUACCAGUAUUCAUGUGAUCCGUACAUGUCGAUGUGGUCUCAAGUAAACUAUAUUUGUAGCCUGGGCCCUGUGAAGGAGUGUGUGGCCCACCUAAGGGAAAGGGAUGUCAUACUACAAACAUAGCGAUUAUUGCACUGCAUGGCCACCCAAACCAGCAGAUCAAUGCAAACUGCUCCAUACGUCCAAAGUGCCAAAUCAUGAAUGGCGCAUUUUGUUUUUUGUGUGUGUGCGUGUGUGUGCGUGUGUGUGCGUGUGUGCGUGCGUGUGUGUGUGUGUGAGAGUGUGUGAGUGUGUGAGGUAGUAUGUGUGUGUGUGCGCCUGUGUAACAUAAUGGUUAUUUUUGUGUCAGAGGGAAAUUUAUUGAAAGAUUUGUAUAACAGUACAUUAAAAUUCUGAUUUAUGUGGCAAAAUAAAGAGAAAUUAUUUUUAAACACUAAAAUGACAUUUGAAAUUAU
Molecule: messenger RNA, 4133 nt
Organism: Seriola aureovittata
Lineage: Eukaryota; Metazoa; Chordata; Actinopteri; Carangiformes; Carangidae
Gene: mboat2a
Product: membrane bound O-acyltransferase domain containing 2a
Exons: 13
Coding region: 228-1757 (509 amino acids)
Biological process (GO): lipid modification
Cellular component (GO): membrane
Molecular function (GO): acyltransferase activity
Source: RefSeq, a predicted model, not a curated record